Molecule: messenger RNA, 1096 nt
Organism: Punctularia strigosozonata HHB-11173 SS5
Lineage: Eukaryota; Fungi; Basidiomycota; Agaricomycetes; Corticiales; Punctulariaceae
Exons: 5
Coding region: 74-1096 (340 amino acids)
Source: RefSeq, a predicted model, not a curated record
CGAUGCAUGAUUUCUGUGAUUCUGUCAACAAACGAUCGCAAUACACGCUACCCUGACGAUAUCCGUGUUGAACAUGAUUGAGCUAUCUCAUGCUCCCCGUCCAGCAUCGCAAGACGGUUUGUACUCAGAAAGGCUAGAGGCUUUCAUGAAGCGCUCUCUGGCUGAGAUCAAAGCUUUCUCUGAGCGCGAGCAACGUCCGUACGAAGAAAUACGGCGUCAAGUAGCCACUUGGCAUUGCUCGUAUCUCUUCGAUCCCCCGGAUCCGGAUGCGACAGAUUUCGACGAUAGACAUGCUCAAGUUACGGAAACACUUACGAGUAUCUCGCGAAUGCUGGAGGCUCUUCACGAAGUGGCAUCUGUGCAUUCCUUCAUGCUAUCCGUGGACCCUCUGUGCAAACAUGACGAGGGUUUUCUUGGGGGUACCAUCCUGGGUAGGGAGUUCUGGCGAGGAUUGAGGGGAGGCGGCGUCAGUGGGGCUCGUGCCUUCAAGGCCGAGGCUAUUAAAGAGAGAUCAUUGGCUACAGCGUCCAUUGGCGGGUCUAUGGAGGCUCCUUACCGUCCUUCAUCGGUGCCUUCCUCAAAUUUGGCCUCAGGGAGCUCGAAUGCCAAGAAGGGGCCCGCAAGCGCUCUGAAGAGCGAGGUUUAUGCCGCCGUCCGCAAUGCGUUGAGGGAGGCAAGUGGCGUGCGCUCUGCAGAAAUGAAAUGGACGAAUCACGACAAGCUCGCGUCGUAUGGGAUCCAGAUAGUCGGAUGGCCACCAAAUAUACCCUCGCAAAAUCCUUCGACACUGUCCGUCGCUCAGAAUCAGCGUAUACUAGACGCCGUGAAUCAAGGUGUUUUAAGGUUCGAGUCGCUUGCUGGCCCGUCAAAUGCGGAAGCCUCCGAUGGCCGCGACCAACGACCCAUGGAUAACCAGACGAUAGCCGCAGAAACCGGGGACGUAUCCGCUUGGUUAGUCUCACCCGAUGGCGACGACAACGAUGCUGUGACGGACGACGCACCGGAUGCCUCAUCAAGGGACUUGAGAGGCUCCGCCUUGCCUCAAUGCGGCGUCGGGAAUGGUCCUUCUCGUAAGAGGCCGAGAGAACACCCUUGA